AUGGAUUCUUCAUCUUAUUCCGAGUCGACGUCGAUGAAUGGUGAAGGAUCUGUUAUUCCAAUUUGCAACGCUGAGUUGAGGCCUUAUGAAGGUCAAAAAUUUUCUUCACUUGAGGAGGGAAUUUCCUUUUAUGAAAAGUAUGCUCAAGAGGCUUGUUUUGAUUGUCGAAGAUUUGGAAAUAUGUCUAGUGGUGGUGUUAUUACUUUUCAUAUAUCUGAGGAUGUGAACGUGUCAGAUGAUAAUGAAGUAACUUCAAAGAAGAAACGCAGACGUGGCACAAAAAGGUGUGGAUGUGGAGCAAGGAUCAGUUUUAAGUUUUUUUCUGAUUGUGGUGUUAAAUAUUAUCUUGUGCAUCAAUUCAUUGAGGAACACAAUCAUGCUAUGGUUGACAAAGAUCAUAAGCGAUUUAUGAAAGGAAAUCGCAGUAUGAAUGAUGUUCAUCACAAGUUUGUUGAAGAUUGCACCAAAGCUAACAUCGGUCCUACUUCAACUUUCAACUUAUUAAAGGAGUUUUUGGGUGGUUAUGAUGUUGGGUGUACGUUGAAUGAUGUUAGGAAUUGUUCUCGUGAUAUUAAAGAGAAACUGAAAGAAGUGGAUGUUCAAAUGAUCCUAAAUCAGAUGCAAGAGAAUAAGAGAAUUUGUGAAGGCUUUUUUUACAAAUAUCAAUUAUCACCUGAUGAUAAUAAGUUAGUGAGCUUAUUUUGGUCUGAUGCUGAGUCUCGGAAACAUUACCAUAUGUUUGGAGAUGUUGUAGCAUUUGAUACAACAUAUUCGACAAACAUGUAG
Molecule: messenger RNA, 786 nt
Organism: Salvia splendens (bonfire salvia)
Lineage: Eukaryota; Viridiplantae; Streptophyta; Magnoliopsida; Lamiales; Lamiaceae
Product: protein FAR1-RELATED SEQUENCE 5-like
Exons: 3
Coding region: 1-786 (261 amino acids)
Source: RefSeq, a predicted model, not a curated record